Molecule: messenger RNA, 1791 nt
Organism: Sycon ciliatum
Lineage: Eukaryota; Metazoa; Porifera; Calcarea; Leucosolenida; Sycettidae
Exons: 10
Coding region: 118-1320 (400 amino acids)
Source: RefSeq, a predicted model, not a curated record
CUGUGUUGUAUUUUGAGAAUAUUAUAAUUGCCUUUUAUCUUCAGUGAAUCAACAAAGUUUCGGACCCUUUAGUUGAGGCUAGUUUCACUGUACAACGAUGGUGGUUUAGGAAGGAUAAUGUUUCGUUUCACCUCGUCGAGCGUACCAUGCGCUGCUUGCGCUGGUCGCGUUGUGCUCACGCAAUGUCGUCGAGCUACAAUGGUCGGCAAGAAGAUGAUUGGGUCAGGAGACAAAUCUAUAAUCGGGAAGAGGCUGCAGGCACUGUCAGUUGACGCUUCUAUGGAGGAAAAGUUGAGAGUCUUCGAGUGUGCAGACGUGUUGAAGAAUGAAUCCUUUCUAAGCUCACCAGAAGUCGCUGAUAACAUUGUGGCCAGUAUGCAACCUGAUAUACAAGGAAAGCCUUUUGUUCAUCUCAAUGGAGGUCCCGGCGUGUUGAGCAUUGCGGCGAUCAAGGGCGGCGCCGAAUCUGCAACGGUCACAGAUCCCCGCGGCGUGUUCUAUCCGCUUAUGUUGAAUUAUCUUCGCUUCUAUGGCAACUUCCAUGUACACAAAAUGGCUUAUGAUUCAGUUGUACGUGCAUCCACGGAAACAACGGACAGGGUGAAGAUAUCGAUGAAGACCUCUGAUGUCAUUGAAAUGAAAAGCUAUCCAUGGGAAAGCGACGAGCAUCCGUUGGUGCUGACCACGUCCAUGGAAAGAGCAACAUCGAAAACCAUGCAAAUCUUAAACAAGCAGUACGAUUUGCGGCUGGGUUUUUUCUUGCAUGGUAGGGCCAUUUGCUACACCUUCCAAGAGAACAGUGUCGGGGCUCUCGGCCAGUCUACAUGGUACCACCACCCUCUUCGAGAAAUUGAGUUAGAGCUAGCCUGCCGUUAUCACAUUGAGUGUGUCAACUCAACGCUCCCACUCAGCAUCAUGAUGGCUACUGGACAAGCGCUUGAGUCUUACAAGCCUAAAGCGUCUGCCACGUGUAUGAUGCGCUGUAUUCCCAAAGUCAAACCAGACUUUCCACCGGGUGUCGCUGCCAACUUUAUGAUGGCAACACGAGCGCUGUUGUCCCGUACUCGGUCUGCCCGUCACCGCCAUACCACUGUCCAUGAUGUAGCACUGCACAUUGUUCAUGGCGACCGUAGCUUGGCAAGGGAUGUGGUGAUAAAGGCGGGCUUGCAGGACGGCCAGUAUCUGUCAACGUUCUCGCCGUCCGACUGGCUGCAGCUGGCGUUCAGUUGCGAGGAGCUGGCUUUCGACGAGUUUGACGCGAUGUGUGGCAGCCAGUCCAAGGCCGCGUCCACUGCUCUUGACUUGAGCGCGACUUCAUAGUUCUGCUGGUGGAGCUAUAGAAUACAAUGAAAGGCGCUGGAUUGCCUGCAGCAACCCAUAUGCGCGGAAUGUAGUCGAGAUGGCUGUUUGCUUUCCGUUCUUUUCCGCAAUGGGAGAACUUUGACAGUGAUGACUGGGUGUGGUGCUCCUUCUGCUACCGAUAAUCUGUUUUCUUCUUCUGUUGACUCCUGACUGGGCAGUGCUGCAGUGUCUUUCUCCGCUGACAAGGUGUGACUUAGACCGACACGUGACGUCAGCUACGUUCCCUUGUGCUACUACUAUUGCUGCUGCGGUUGCUGUUGCUGCUGCUGUCAAUGUGCCAGUACUGGCACUGGCGUAUCCAGAACCCGCCGCUGCAGCAGCAGUGGCUGUGUGUACAGUCACUGACAAUUGACUAAACUAAUUACUUGGACUUUAUUGUCACGAGUGCAGGCAUUCUGUUACAUCUUUGCUAAAAACAGGUUCAACUGA